This is a messenger RNA of Ceratina calcarata, 1944 nucleotides long. Its product is annotated as protein HGH1 homolog. Lineage: Eukaryota; Metazoa; Arthropoda; Insecta; Hymenoptera; Apidae. The transcript has 6 exons. The record is from RefSeq and is a predicted model, not a curated record. Bases 222 to 1322 code for a protein of 366 amino acids.
AGUAAAGAUUACACUUUCACGUGCACGAACGACAAUUGACCGAUUGACUAUCCAGUGGAUCGUAGCCAUUUAACAACGACCAUGGGGAACGUGUAUAUUACAGUUCGAGCCGACGCUGGUAGAUGUCUUGAUAUCCCUUAUUGGACUCAGUGAAGCCGGCCUCGUUUUCUAAGUUUAGUUUAAGUUUCGUUUAAUUUUAAGUGAAUUUUAUUUACUCGACGAUGGAAGCCUUAGAGCAGAUACAUAAAUAUUUAAAUCCGGAUGUGAAACAACCGAAGCUGAAAAUUCUCGCCACAGAACACCUGUCAGGUCUCACUGGCACAGCAGAAGGGCGAGAACUCCUGUUGAAAUGUCCGAAAGUAUUGACGCAAUUAAUUGUCAUGAUUCAAGAUAGUGAUACAAUGAUUUCAAAAGCUGCCCUUCAGGCUCUGAUAAACAUAACAGCAGAUGAAGCUGGUGCAAGUGCUUGUCUUCUGAUUUCUGAGGUUCAGCCAAAGGAUGAAAAAUAUUCUUCCAACCUGGUCCAAGUUUGUAUCAGAUGUAUAAUGGACAAAGAAAAUGCUUUAGCUGACCAAUGCUGCAUGAUUCUUAACAAUAUGACUUGUUUAUUACAUCUGAUGGAUAGAGUCGUAACCCUUGUUGAGAAAAGUAAUUACACGUGGGAAGAUAUAGUGGCAGUGUUUACUGUCACUAAGUAUAACAAAGCUGGUGCCAACCUUCAUUACUUGGCUUAUGUUAUUAACAAUGUCAGUCGAUCUCCGCGUGUACGAAGCUAUUUAAUGGACAAAGAUCGUACUAUUAUCCAGAGGCUGCUUCCAUUCAUGGACUACAAAGAUAAUUUAGUAAAACGCGGAAUUAUUGGAACUGUAAAAAACUGUUGCUUCGAUACGCACAGCCAUGAAUGGUUGUUAAGUCCAGAGGUGGAUAUUCUCAGUUAUUUGUUACUACCAUUGGCUGGACCAGAAGAAUUCGAUGAUGAGGAUAAUGAUAAACUACCGAUCUGUUUGCAAUAUUUACCGGAAACCAAGGAGAGAGAAGCAGAUCCUGAAAUAAGGCUCACGUUGUUAGAAACGUUGUUUCAACUUUGCGCGACGAAGGGCGGCAGGCAAAUUUUAAGAGAGAAAAAUACUUACGUAAUUCUCAGAGAGUAUCAUAAAUGGGAACAAGAUAAGAGAGUGUUACUAGCUUGCGAGAAUAUCGUCGAUAUUUUAAUCAGGACCGAGGAGGAGAUAGGUCUGGACAAUCUAAAAGAGGUCGCAGUUCCUUCGGAGUAUAUAGAAAAAUUCCAUAAAAUGGAUCAAGAAUUUAUUAGCGGUACAUAAUAUAAAAUAAUCGUUUGAUAAUAGAAGUUAUUUGGUACAUCACGAAAUGUACAUAGUAUAAUAAAUUGAUCACGCUAGUGCGAGGUGCGCGUGAUAUUGCACGUUUCCCAUAAUUAUCAGGUGGCAUGGAAAUAUAGAAAAUAUACAUACAAAAUUUGAUUAACUAUCAGUGUCGAUCCUCUUUGCAUUUAAACGAAAAUUGUUAAAAAUAUUUUAACAAGACUUGUAUAAAAACACUUGGGUCGUUGAAUAAUUACUAAACUAUACAAAUAAGAUUAAAGCUUACAAGUGGUAGUACAGGUACUUGUAAGUGUAUUCGCACGCAUCUUAAAUUAACGGGAUUAAACGUCUUUCUCUCUUUUUUUCUGUAUAAUAUGCGGAGAUUGGAUCGAUAAUUUUCGCUCACUCACUUAGAGCCACUUUUGCUGAGAUCAAGUCUCGCAGAAACGAGAAUAUGGUACCGUUACGUGAAAAGACUGGUGGUACAUUUCUGCGAAGUGUGUAAAUAACAGUACCGUUAUUAAUUAAUAAGUAUACACACGGUGCGAAUCGAUACUGUAAUCGCCGUGUUAUAGAUUCUCCGCAACGAUUACUAUAGAUCUAUUAAAUUAAAUAGAAUGCA